AUGCUUCAGGUUGGACCGGUUGAGGUAAUUGCGAAACCAAAAUACGAACCUCCGGUAUCGUCGAAGCCAAGAGCAGCGCCGAAAACCGACACCGUCCAGCCCCUAACCAAAGAGGAAAAGGAAGCUACCAUUGAAGAUAGCGAAGAGAACGAUGACGAAGAUAGAGACGACGAAGAUGAUGGCUCCGAUGAUGAUGAGGCGGAGAAUGACGAAUCCGCCGAAUCUAGUACACAAGAAGAGGCUCCGUUCGCCGUGGCCACCGAUUCGAAGAAUGAUACAAGCAAGAGGAAGAGGAAGACCCGGGACGAAAACGACGAUCUAGAGAGCCGCUACUUCGACAAGCUUGAGAAGGAGAUUGGAGGCCCUGUGGAGAAAAAGGCCAGGCAUGAUGCUUCUGAGGCCGUGGACUCCGACGAGGUGAUGGCUGACAGUCUGACCGGCGGCGAGGAAAUCGACGACGCUGACCAGCCUAUCAUCCACGAAUCUCUUUUGAACGCCGCUAGUGGUGGCGCAGAAGAUGGUUCUACAAAUGGCCAAAUAGACGAGCAAAACAAGGCCAAGGCGGAUCGCACAGUUUUCCUUUCCAAUGUCAGCAUCAGCGCCGUCACCAAUAAAACGGCCAAGAAGACUCUUAUAUCACACCUUGAGUCUAUCCUGGACGACAAGGCAGCCAAAGACAAAGAGUCAAAGGAGACUAGGGAUGGUGAGGACGACAAGGAGAAGAAGCCCACGGUGGAGAGCUUGCGGUUCCGGUCCGUUCCCUUCUCGUCAGCAGCGCUGCCGAAGCGGGCGUCCUUCAUCACCAAGUCUGUCAUGGGCGCCACCGCGCAAUCUUGCAAUGCAUAUGUCGUAUACUCGACUGCCACCGCCGCACGUACUGCUGUGCGCAAGCUCAACGGCACUGUUGUGCUCGACCGCCACUUGCGUGUCGAUAGCGUGGCCCAUCCUGCGCCGGUCGACCACAAGCGAUGCGUGUUUGUUGGAAACCUGGGCUUUGUUGACGACGAGACGGUCUUGAGCGCCAACCCCGACACUGAUGGCGACGGCGGCGAAAUGACACGCAAGAAGCGCAACAAGACACCUAUGGAUAUCGACGAGGGUCUGUGGCGUACAUUUGGCAAGCACGCCGGUAAGGUCGAGAGCGUGCGCGUAGUCCGCGAUCAGGUUACGCGCGUAGGCAAGGGUUUUGCCUACGUCCAGUUCUACGAUGCAACGAGUGUUGAGGCUGCACUUCUCCUGAACGAUAAAAAGUACCCGCCCUUGUUGCCGCGCACAUUGCGUGUCAGCCGCUGCAAGGCACCAUACAAGACCGCGCGCGCCAUUGAGCGUGCCCAGCGCAAGGUCAACGGCAAGCCCGAGGCAGUCGGCACGCGGGACGGCCGUGGGCGUAACAGCACCACAGGCUACACACCCAAGCUAACGGCGGAACAGCAAACGUCAGCUGGGCGUGCGGCGAAGCUGCUGGGAAAGUCUGCGGCCACGGCACCUCUCGGCGCCGCUGGCCCUGAUGGCAAACCGAUGGUAUUUGAGGGCAUGCGCGCCCGCGUUGGUGGCGUCAACCUUUUUAAAAAGAGCAAAGGUGGCAAGAAAGGCAGUGGCUCUCGCAAUGGCCCUCCAGGCAGUGAUGUCUCGCGGAAGCAGGUGCGACAGGCAGGCCGUGCUGCUAACUGGAGGGCAAAGAAGGGCGGCAACGCAUAA
Messenger RNA from Sporothrix brasiliensis 5110, 1698 nucleotides. RefSeq names its product nucleolar protein 12. The transcript has 2 exons. Gene Ontology annotation, molecular function: RNA binding. Bases 1 to 1698 code for a protein of 565 amino acids. The record is from RefSeq and is a predicted model, not a curated record. Lineage: Eukaryota; Fungi; Ascomycota; Sordariomycetes; Ophiostomatales; Ophiostomataceae.